CACACCACUCAUCAGUCUUCUUCCUUCCGCCAUUAAUUGACCAAGAAAAGCUUCAGCUAUCAGCAAUGGAGCCCAUCCCUCUUCUGACGCCGUACAAGAUGGGCCAGUUCGACCUCGCCCACAGGGUGGUGUUGGCGCCGUUGACGAGGCAGCGCUCCUAUGGCAACGUGCCGCAGCCGCAUGCAGCUGUGUACUACUCCCAGCGCGCCACCGCUGGCGGCCUGCUCAUCGCCGAGGCGACAGGGGUCUCCGACACGGCGCAGGGCUACAAUGACACGCCAGGGAUCUGGACGGCGGAGCACGUCGAGGCGUGGAAGCCCAUCGUCGCCGCCGUCCACCAGAAAGGUUCGCUGUUCUUCUGCCAGAUCUGGCACUGCGGCCGCGUGUCCACGUUCGAGCUGCAGCCCGGCGGCACCGCACCACUGUCGAGCACAGAGAAGGGGGUCGGCCCGCAGAUGAGCUUCGACGGCCGGCUAGAGGAGUUCGCGCCUCCGAGGAGGCUGACGGUGGAGGAGAUACCUGCCAUCGUCGACGACUUCAGGAAGGCCGCCAGGAACGCCAUCGACGCCGGUUUCGACGGCGUGGAGAUCCAUGGCGCAAACGGGUACAUCAUCGAGCAGUUCCUCAAAGAUAGUGCCAACGACCGCAUAGACGAGUACGGCGGUAGCCUAGAAAACCGGUGUCGUUUCGCUCUCGAGGUGGUUGAUGCUGUCGUCAAGGAGGUCGGCGGCCACCAUGUGGGCAUCCGCCUCUCCCCAUUCACCGACUAUAUGGAGUGCCAUGACUCUGAUCCCCACUCCCUUGCACUUUACAUGUCCACCAAACUCAACGAUCACGGCAUCCUGUACAUCCACAUGAUCGAGCCGAGGAUGGCCAUUGUGGACGGGCGAAGAGUGGUGCCGAAGCGGCUGCUGCCAUACAGAGAGGCGUUCAAAGGGACCUUCAUCGCAAAUGGUGGAUACGACCGUGAAGAAGGGGGCAAGGUGGUCACCGAGGGGUACACUGACUUGGUGGCCUUCGGGCGGCUAUUCCUGGCGAAUCCCGACCUGCCAAAGCGGUUCGAGGUCGGCGCGGAGCUGAACAAGUAUGACAGGAUGACCUUCUACACGUCCGACCCCGUCGUUGGCUACACCGACUACCCAUUCCUCGAGUAAUCAUCGGUGGAGCUUCUUUCUUGGAUGAUGCAAUUAAUUGUACCACAGGGUCUGUAAUUAAAUGUAUGUGUGAAUGAUGUGCUUCAUCCAGCAAUAAACUUUUUAUGAUGAUUGCUGCA
Triticum dicoccoides is the source of this 1273-nucleotide messenger RNA. Its product is annotated as putative 12-oxophytodienoate reductase 5. Lineage: Eukaryota; Viridiplantae; Streptophyta; Magnoliopsida; Poales; Poaceae. The record is from RefSeq and is a predicted model, not a curated record. Gene Ontology annotation, molecular function: oxidoreductase activity; FMN binding. The transcript is spliced from 3 exons. The coding region runs from base 66 to 1154 and encodes 362 amino acids.